This is a messenger RNA of Loa loa (African eye worm), 1142 nucleotides long. RefSeq lists its product as hypothetical. The coding region runs from base 15 to 695 and encodes 226 amino acids. The record is from RefSeq and is a predicted model, not a curated record. The transcript is spliced from 7 exons. Gene Ontology annotation, molecular function: calmodulin binding. NCBI's taxonomy places the organism in Eukaryota, Metazoa, Nematoda, Chromadorea, Rhabditida, Onchocercidae.
UUACAGAAAAUCAUAUGGCAGAAUCAUCAAGUGAAAAUUGCAAAGUACCAACUGGGCUGCGUCCAUUAUUGGAAGCGUUGGUGCGGGAAACGCUGAGAACGCAGCCAGUUGAUCUAAUCAAUUUUUCGAUUCUGUUUUUCAAUGUGUUACAAAAACAUCGUAAACAGAAUAAUGCAGAAGAUGUGUUAACGGAUCCUGUUUUAUACGAGUCGUUUAAAAUUGACCUGCAGAAACAGUAUCACGGAAAGGAUAAAAUGACUGAAGAAUCGCUAGGGUUUUUGGAUGAAGCAGCUACGAAAAUCCAAGCUGUAUACCGUGGACAUAUUGUUCGAGCCAAUCCACAAAAAUUUGGUCUCAACAAAAAGGGAACUGGUACCAGUUGUCCAUCUACAGAUUGCACCAGUUUACUAGAUACGGAAAAAGAUUUAAAGUGCCAUUCUAUCAAUGUUACUGGUUCUGUGGUACACAGAGAUGUAAUUGAGGAUCGAGCAGCAACCAUAAUCCAGGCCGAAAUUCGGGGGUUCCUUACACGGCGACAUUUGCAACAAGAAAGGAAAGAAGGAAAUGAAGCUGCCAAAAAAAUACAGGCGCAUAUUAGGGGUUACCUAACGAGAAAACACCUUGAUGAAGUGGGCAUACCGCAUAAACAUUCGACUGUCUCACAUCUACACAACGGUCUCCAAGAGCAUGUUUAAAGUACCCAAACGAAUCAUUUAUUUGAACAACAGGAAUAAAAUCCACCGAAAUGAACAUGCACAAUCUCCUCAUCGUUCUGGAAUGUACCGCCCACUUUUUUUCCCAUUUGAUUUUGAUUAAUAAAUAUUUAGUCGCUGUAUUGUGUAUUGUUUAUGCAACACCAUUACUACAAUACAGUUUUCAGCGUACUGCUAACUUGACUCAACUUCUAUGACUUGGUAUUUUUUCUGCGUUCCGGCCGCAAUAUCUCCAUUUGCCAUUGUACAUAUUCAUAGAACCAGCACUCCAAAUUGCACUAUCCUUCACUGAAGGACAGUGGAUGAAAUCCCAGUGGCCACCAGUAUAUUUCUUCAUCAUUUUCCCUACAUACAUUCCACUUUUCCGGAUUCAUUUUUCUCAGUUAUAUUGAAUUGGUCGUGUGAAAUGCUUUACUGUGACUCCUGCAA